AUGGCUCAGAGGCAAGAUGAACAGCAGGACAUUACAGGCCUUUCAAGAGUAUGCAGUAGGAAGUGCUAUCUUACCUGCAUUACCGGCUGCUUGACCUGCCAAUGGAAAGUCUUGGAUGAGAGAAGAUCUGAACGUGCAAUCUGUUGCUGCUCCUGGACAGAGCGAUUGUUUUACCUACUUUUGGCUUUUGCAUGGAUUGUGUCUCUGAUUGUUCUGUACAUGUGGAUAGAAUCCUCAAAUGAAUACUUUGGCUUUGACUGGGUCGUGUUUCUAGGUACAGGAUUCUGGUUCUACUGGUCUAUAUUUUUCCUGAGUUUAUAUGGGAUCAUGUUUGCCUACACUUCAUUGCUGUUGAUAUUUGGACUUUUGUUCAUAUGGGAAGGUUUUGAACUCUUCCUGCACUGGAGUAAUAAGGUGCUGCUCUGUCUCCUUGUUGCAUUUUACACCUUUUUGUUUUGGGCUUUAUUUACUUACUGGGAGGACAGGUGGCUGACAGUUGGGCUGUCACUGCAGGUCUUUUGUCCCUUCAUACAAUUGACCAGCAUACCUCUGAUGACUCUCCUCUCCUGGCUUCUGUUCACAUAUUUGUUCUACUUGGAAGGAGAAGUUAAAGCCAGAAGAGCAGAGAGGCUGCGUGAGCAGAGAAAACUAGACAAGAAAUGUGAUGCACUCGUAAAGUUAAGAGCUAUACAAAUUUCUGUUGGUGUUCCCUUUGUAAUUAUCCUUUUGUGUCUCUAUUUUGUGCCAAUUGGACAUUAUUCUCCUUGUGUUAAGGAUAAGAAUACAUUGGGACCCAAGCCAUUGCUCAUUGCACAUAGAGGUGCACCCAUGUUGGGGCCUGAGAAUACCCAGAUGUCCUUUGAGAAAGCUGUUGAACAUGAAUCCUUUGGGUUGGAGACUGACAUAUACUUAAGCAAAGAUGGGAUACCCUAUUGCAUGCAUGACUCUACUCUGAGAAGAACAACCAAUAUCAGGGAUAUCCAGCCAAAUGCCACUAAUCAACAUUCUAGUAACUUCACGUGGGAGUUUCUGUCAACUCUGAAUGCAGGCCAGUGGUUUAUAAAUCAUCCGCCAUUUUUCAAUAUGGAACUCCCCAAAGGGGCUGAUCUUGAAAAAGCCAGAAGUCAGAAGAUUCCAUUGCUAGCUGAUUUUUUGAAAAUUGCAAAGAGUAAAAACAGACAUGUAAUAUUUGACCUGAAUAGACCUCCAAAAUAUCAUCCUUACAGAUACCUAUUUGUCCAUAAAACUGUAGAGGUGAUCCUUGCAUCAAAAAUUGAGCAACAUCUGGUUUAUUGGUUGCAAGAUUUUAACAGGGCCUAUGUCAAGUUAGUCGCUCCUGGCUUUCACCAAAUGGGAAGGCUUCGCACAAUUGAAACCCUGUCAAGGGAAAAUAUAAACAUAAUAAAUGUUGACUUUAAGUCAUUAUUUGCCAAUGGGUUAAGAGAGUAUAAAAACAAUAACAUCACCAUCAAUAUAUAUGUUGUCAAUACUCUUUGGCUCUUCUCAUUGGCUUGGUGCUCCAAGAUUAACUCAGUGACCACAGACAUGGUUCAUGAACUAAGAAAGAUAAAUUACCCUUCCUACUUCAUGACAACAAAUUCCUAUAUGUUCUGGUGGUUUUUACUGGAUUUCCUGUCUGUAAUUUUUAUUGGUGCCAUAUUUUAUUUCCAUUGGUAA
Messenger RNA from Sorex fumeus (smoky shrew), 1677 nucleotides. RefSeq names its product glycerophosphodiester phosphodiesterase domain containing 4 (gene GDPD4). The record is from RefSeq and is a predicted model, not a curated record. Gene Ontology annotation, molecular function: glycerophosphodiester phosphodiesterase activity. Gene Ontology annotation, cellular component: membrane. Bases 1 to 1677 code for a protein of 558 amino acids. Lineage: Eukaryota; Metazoa; Chordata; Mammalia; Eulipotyphla; Soricidae. The transcript has 14 exons. Gene Ontology annotation, biological process: lipid metabolic process.